This is a messenger RNA of Pezoporus flaviventris, 5722 nucleotides long. RefSeq names its product lysosomal associated membrane protein 2 (gene LAMP2). The transcript has 9 exons. Gene Ontology annotation, biological process: cellular response to starvation; protein targeting to lysosome involved in chaperone-mediated autophagy; autophagosome maturation. NCBI's taxonomy places the organism in Eukaryota, Metazoa, Chordata, Aves, Psittaciformes, Psittacidae. Gene Ontology annotation, cellular component: autophagosome membrane. The coding region runs from base 50 to 1378 and encodes 442 amino acids. The record is from RefSeq and is a predicted model, not a curated record.
GCGGCGAUUGGCGGCGCCGCCCCGCCCCGCCCCUCCCCUCACAUGACCGAUGUCGAGGGCUCGGUCGCUCUCGCUGUUUCUCGGCGCACCCACAGUCAGCAUGGGGCCGCGGUGCGCCUUCGUCCCGCUCCUCUUGCUGCUGCUCGGCACCUCCGUUUUUUUCCAGUCUGAUGCAGUGGAAGUAGAUGUAAAGGAUGGCGCUAAUGCUACAUGCCUGUAUGCAAACUGGAUGAUGAAAUUCUUGAUAACAUAUGAAACAAACAGUAGUGAUUAUAAAAACACAACCUUGAACCUGUCAUCCAAUGUGACACAUGAUGGAAGCGUCUGUGGCAAUGACACAAAAGCUGCACUUCUGGCAGUACAGUUUGGAGAAGGUCACUCUUGGAGUGUUAACUUCACAAAAACCAAUGAAACUUACCAGGGGGACUUCAUCACAUUUACCUACAACACCAAUGAUACCACUGUAUUUCCUGAUGCUAAAAGAAAAGGACCAGUUACUAUUGUUGUAAAGGAUACUAUGCAGCCAGUUCAACUGAAUAACGUCUUUGUGUGUCAUAAUACUGACUUCCUUGAAGCAGAAAGUGUAACACAGAUUUUCUGGAAUGUGACUGUGCAGGCGUUUGUUCAGAAUGGCACAAUUGGUAAAAAAGAGUCUAGGUGUCAUGCGGAUACACCUACUUCAGCACCUACAGUUCCUCCUACUGUUGCCAAUGUAACUACUGCAUCUACUACCACUGCGUCACCUGCUCCAACUACUGCUCCCAAACCUGUGGAGAAUCCAGAAACAGGAAACUAUUCUCUUAAAAGUGGAAAUAAAACUUGUCUUCUGGCUAAUGUGGGGCUGCAGCUGAACGUUUCCCAAGACAAGCCUCUUCUGAUCAACAUCAACCCAAAGACAACUAGCGCAGAUGGUGCCUGUGGUAACACAACAGCUACUCUGAAAUUGAAUGAUGGAAAUAGCACAUUGAUAGGUUUCACAUUUGUUGUUAAAAAUGUAAGCAAAACUGCACAAAAAUUUUACCUGAAAGAGGUGAAUGUUACACUGCUCAAUCGCCUGAAUGGUUCUGUCAUCUCAAAUGCAGAUAACAGCAAUUUCAGCAAGUGGGAUGCUUUCCUUGGUACUUCUUAUAUGUGCCAAAAAGAGCAAACUCUUGAAAUUAGUGACAAUAUUCAAAUACAUACAUUUAAUCUAUGGAUUCAGCCAUUCCUUGUGGAGGAAAAUAAGUUCUCUACAGCUGAAGAAUGCUUGGCUGAUUCUGACCUGAACUUUCUUAUUCCCAUCGCAGUGGGCAUGGCACUUGGCUUCCUUAUCGUUCUUGUCUUUAUAUCUUAUCUCAUUGGAAGAAGAAAAAGUCGUACUGGCUAUCAGUCUGUAUAACCUCUUAAUUCUGCCUCUGCUGCCACCUUCCUUGCUUCUCUUCUUCUCCCAGACUCCCUGAUCUGCCCCUUUAGGAAGAAGAAAAACAAAUGAAUUCAUAGGGUUUUUAUUAAAAAAACCCAAACCCAUUUCACAACAGAAUAACUUGCUGUGGGCCUGAAGAUGAGCUACAGAAUUACCUGAAGCUACUGUAUGAUUUUUGAGAAAGUAAGUGUGCCAAGGACCAUAGAAUUGAGUAGGGCUGGUGUGUGUCUACGUGAGAAUAUGUGAUUCUUAUGAGUAAAGAAGGCAUCUACCAAACUUAAUUUCUGUUGUUUAAUCUUUUUAUACAAGAAAAUUUCUAGUCGAGUACAGCUCAUCUCAGAUAGUGCUAAAGCUAAAACCAUAAUUCAAGGUGUGAAUGCUGUGUGGAAAGGGACUCUACACGCUUUGGGAAAUGAAUACCAAGCUCUUAACAGACUUCUGGGAACUUGGCACAUGGCUGUUAUCUUUUUUCAUUAGCAGCUUGUUCUUGUGAGUGAGUCUGAAUUUCCUAUCCCUUCUGAACGGUAAGGCAGUCCGUGACCUCACUAAUAAACUAACAGAGUGUAAGAACAUCUGAUGGUUUUAGUAAAUUCAUUUGUUUAGCAUCGGUAUGGAGAAGUUGACAGCUAAUGUAUGUUAAAUAGCUUAGCACCAGCAUGAUGUCUUAUUGUCUUUAUUCACCAAGAUAAGGCUCAGUCCUGGAGAACUUGUGCUACUCAGCAAAGCCAACAGGCUGCUGAAGGGAAUAUGUCCUGUGCUGUUUUGUUUGCGUUUUCCCUUUUGUUCUGAGCUCAGUUGUGAAAUUGAGUGGAAGGCUGGAAUUUCACUGGCUGCAGUUUGUCUUGGCUUUGAUUCUGUGCACAUAAAAGGAACUACACUGCAUUUCAGCACUGGUUCAUGUGAGGCUCAAGAGGAUUUUGAGAGCUCUCAAAGACUGACUAAGAACACAGAUUGUUCAGUGAUUCCUGCAGUUUCUUUGGACAGCUUUCAUAGGUUAAUAGGGGAUCACUGAACAGCUGUGAUCUAGGCAUGCAGGUGAAGGUAAAACCAGUCUGUUUUGAUAGGAUUAAUCUGCUUUUACCCUCCUAAUUAUUGCUCCAUCUCACAACGGUUGAAUACCGUAAGAGCACAGAUUUCUACUAUGAGGAAUGCUGAUUGUAAAGCAGAAACUAAAAUACACAUUUAGUGAAGAAAGUGACUUCCAAAGAAGUAAGAGCAUCAUCUUGUUUGAAGAUUCUUCGUUGUCAUUAGUGCUAUAACUUUUAUUUCUAUGUUCCAUAUCUAAACUGUCCCAAAGUAGAAGCUACUUGUUUGUGGUUGUGUUCUGCUUCAUUCCUAUCAGGUUCACGCUGAUAAGAUGAAAGGAGCUUCUUACUCUUUCUGUGUCUUUAGUCCACCUUGGUAAAAGCCUUUUGCAGCCUGUAAACCCUAGUUUCCAACUGUGGGACAGCUCAAGAGCUGCCAGGUCUGCUGAGAGCUGACGACACAUGAGUUUCGGUCCUCUACAGCAAGUGUUUGCUUAAGCCGCUUUAAUAUUUAAUCUCUUUGUGUAUUAAACCUCUAUCUACGUGGUAGGGAAAGUACCUUCAAUAAUUCACAUGCACAAAGGAGAUGGUCAACACUGAUGUUUAAGUAACUUGCAAUAGCUAUAUAUUUAGGGAAGGGAGAUUUCUAAAGAGUUAGCUUUUGUGCUUGAGAAAUACCUGUACGUUCAAUCAUCCCUGUCCUCACUGUGACCAAAGAUAAGCUUUGCCUGAAUCUGACAAAACUGGUUUUUGUACCACAAAGGGGCUCUUGAACCAAGUUGUCUUUGUUUUUUUUAGGACUGUAGGUUAAUGCUGUGUGUUGGAUUGUGUGCUUUGGGUUUGGUUGCCUUGGUCUCGUGUUGUACCUUUGCUCUCGCAAUACUCUGUUUCCCUGCCAGAGUGGUAAGUGGUGAAUUAUUUUGAGACUGGCAAAGCUGAGUAACACCAGCUUGUCGGGGUGUGCUGCUUCCCUGCUGCCAGCAGAUGGAUUCCAUCGAUGGUUUCAUGCUCAGGUUGCAGAUCCAAGUGUUUUGCAUCACUUUUGCUAGGUUAUUUUAGUCAAAUACAGUAAUUUCCUAGAUGCACACAUUUAUAUAUAUAUAUGUAUUUUAUAGAUACAUACAAAGUAUUAUUUUGGGCUUCACUAGAAGUCAAAAAUUGAGUCAGCACUUUAAGGUUGUUGUAGCAUGAGAAGUGGUGUAUGCAAUUCUCCAAAUCCCGAAAUGACUGUACAAACAUGCUGAAAGCUGACUAUGUGUUUGGAAAAUAAAGUUAACUACAGUGUUUAUAAAGCUUUGUUUAAGUGUAAGUAGGCCUGCAUGUCAUUUCUGAGAGCUUUUCCAAUGGGAUUGUCAAUGUCCCUGGAUCUGGAUGUUCAUGGGGAAAGAGAAACUUUUGUUUUCAAGCUGUUCACACAUUUAUAGCCAAAUUAGUUGAUCUUUCUUUGAUUGGAUCAAAACAUGGGUCCAGUGUCUGAUAAAGAGCCAGCUGCUUCAAGAAUCCUUCCAAUAGGCAGGUAGGGAAUAGAUAUAAAUAGGAUUUUGUCCUGUUGCUAGCUGGAGAGCUGUUAAUUUCAUGGCCUGAAGUACGAAGGAUCCUACAGAAAUAUGAAUGAUUUAAAAGAACUAAAGCAUUUGGCACUAAGGGAAAUGUUUGCGGGUUUAACUUAUUCCUGAUGCCAAAGGAAGAGCUGCUACCAAGGCAGCACCUUCCUUGGCAGAAGCCAAUUUGUGUUGGUCAGAACAUGCCCUUUCAGAUAAGUUGUGCAGGCAGAAUGAUGGUGUUGCCCUAGCUCUAGCAGUGUCAUGUGGAUAACCACAUCUGAGCAAAAUUAGUGCCUAAACUACCUCUGGCUUAGGUUUUUAACAGUUCUUACUAGUUUUUGCCCAACGGUUGUUUGUGAUACUUAGCAUAUAGUAAGUCUUAUCGUACUGGGCUCCUGAACUCUCCCCUAGAAAGUUAAUUAAGUGCCCAAACUUCAAGGAUCACAUUAUAUACUGCCUUAAAAUUCAGUCCCUAACUGGCCAGUACAGGAUGUUAAAGUCACAAACUGCAUCUCUUACACCAGUGUUUUAAGAAUGGUACUAUGGAGUUAAUUUUAAUGGAGUCGCUUUAUUUUUAAUACAAAAAUGACUUCUUAAGGGACUUAUGUAGAUCAGGAGACGAUGGCAGGUUGGGUACCUGGACUAGGAUGUAGGACAAGCAUACCAUAAUGCUCUUGUUCAGUCAGUAAUUUUAGUAAGUGUGCUCUGCAACUAGUACAUUAUCCCAAGGUGUCCUGGCCUGCCGCGUUCUCAUCGCUCCUAGCACAUGGAGUGUAGUUCAUCUGUUGGGUGCGAAGGGUACACAGGCCAGGGAGGGUGAGGCUGCUCAGGUCAGCAGCGCUCCACUCUGACAGGGGCCCAUGUGCUCCAUAGGUCUUUGAGGGUGAUCAGCUGAUGACUUUGCUUACCGGCAUUGACCUCGUAAACAUUAAACACCAGUAUUUCCCUGUGGUCUUCUGCAGCAUUGUAGCUGCAAACUCUCUGGAACACGGGAGAACAAGCCUGAAAUAUUUGGGGAGCAGGGGUCUAACGUGUUUCAGUGGCACUUCUUUGCCAGUGGAAGGAGGUGCCAUCAACCUGUGAACCAUGACAGAGAGAAGGGCUCCUUUCGCUCAUCCCUGCCUAUAAACUUAAUGAGGAUUCUUGGGGCAGAGAGAAGCACUGGGUGAGGAGGAGGAGGAGGAGGAGGAGGAAAUGCUUUAAUCUUCCCAGUUCAGAAAGGAACAGUUAGAAAGGUUCAAGGGCAAAUGAUUUUCUACAUGACCUUUGCUCCAACACCUUGGGUGUGCUGAACAAGCUGUGUGAAAUGCCGCAGUCAAAUGCUCCUAGUGCUCAACAUCCUAGGAGGCAUUUUGAAAUCUGCUGUUUUCCCCUUUUAACCGUGUCUUUGCAGGCAUAAUCCAGAAUUUUUGCUCUUUAUUAUUUUAACAAGGAUAGUGCUAUAAUAAACUCUUCUCUUGGUAGCUGUUGCCUGAGAAAUACACAUAAAAGUAUGGUACAGUUUAAAAUGUAGAGCCAGGAAAAAUGCAUUCCACAGGAGUCACCCAUAAAAGACCUUAUGAAAAUAAGUGUUCAGAUACCAGAGGGGGGUUUUUUAAUCAAAACCAAAAUGCUUUUGCAGGUUGUCUGUCCAGAUGACUUUUAAUUUUUACCAGUAAUGAUUUACAUCAGAUGGUGAAAAAUGUGCUUCCACAUCCAUUGCAUCUCAUUUGUUUUGUAACUAUGAACAAAAAUAAAUUAACAAAAAUCUC